Molecule: messenger RNA, 4225 nt
Organism: Astyanax mexicanus (Mexican tetra)
Lineage: Eukaryota; Metazoa; Chordata; Actinopteri; Characiformes; Acestrorhamphidae
Gene: ntrk3a
Product: neurotrophic tyrosine kinase, receptor, type 3a
Exons: 17
Coding region: 471-2945 (824 amino acids)
Biological process (GO): cellular response to nerve growth factor stimulus; positive regulation of kinase activity; regulation of phosphatidylinositol 3-kinase/protein kinase B signal transduction
Cellular component (GO): axon; signaling receptor complex; plasma membrane
Molecular function (GO): neurotrophin receptor activity; neurotrophin binding; ATP binding
Source: RefSeq, a predicted model, not a curated record
CGCAGUGUUAGAGCUCUCGCUCCGCAGCUCGCGCGCUCCAGCCUCUACCAUGCAGUCUGCAGCGGAGGACGCUCCGCACACUGGGAACGCCGCUGGUCCAGCUUCACUGGCUCUGGAGUAGUGGUCCUGCAUCCUGCUCUCCUCUCCUCUCCAUCCAUCCCUCUCUCUCUCUCUCUUUCUCGCUCACUCUCUCCCUGUUUCUCUCUCACUCUCCGCCUCCGUCUCUUUCUCCUGCUGAAGUAUUGGGACCGGGCUCUGUGUGUAUGAGUGUGUGAGAGAGAGUGUGUGAGAGAGUGAGAGUGUGUGUUUUUCACUCCUCCUCUGCACCUGCACUCCUCUGUUUUAUUUUUAUUUUUUUGUUUCUUCCUCUCCUGGAUAAAAAAAAAAAAAGAAGAAGAGAAGGUAUAAGUGAGGUUCUGCUCGGGCCGGCUGUGGAUCUCUGUGUCUCCGUGUGUGUGUGUCCGGCACUGAUGGAUGGGUUUGGGGCUUCUUCAUGCGUGAUGUUCUGCUGGAGGAUUCUGCUGCUGCUGGCCGUUACGCGCCACUCGCUCGGCUCUAUCCUGGACUGCCCGCCCACCUGCAGCUGCUCCAGCUCGGAGAUUCACUGCAAUAAGUCCUACCAAGGCACCUUCUUCCCUCUGCUGGCGCUGCACGAAACCGCCGGCGAGGGGAACGGCACGCACAGCAGCAUACCGGACCUGUUUGAGAACAUCUCCUCCAUACACAUUGAAAACUGGUCAGGGCUGCAGACUCUACGUGAUGUGGACAUGGAGCUCUACACUGGACUCCAAAGACUAACCAUCAUGAACUGCAAUCUACGGUGGAUUCAACCUCGAGCCUUCGCUCAGAACCCAAACCUACGCUACAUAAACCUCUCGCGGAACCCCCUGUCCACUCUUUCCUGGCAGCUGUUCCAGCAUCUGCAGCUUAUUGAUCUGAGGCUGGAGGGGGUCGUGUUUAACUGCAGCUGUGAUAUUCGCUGGAUCCAGCUGUGGCAGCAGAGGGGUGAAGCUGGGCUCCAUAACCAGCAGCUGUUCUGCAACAACGGCUUCAGCAAAAUCCCCCUGCAGCUGAUGAACAUCUCACAAUGCGAUUUACCUGAGAUCAGUGUGACCCAUGGUAAUCUGACCGUUAAUGAGGGGGACAGGUUCACCAUCAUCUGUAACGGCUCGGGAAUUCCCAUGCCGGACGUGGACUGGAAAGUGUCAGCGCUUCACUCCAUUAACACACACCAGGCCAUACAGCAUCCUCCAAACGUCCACUCCGUCAAUCUAACUCUGUUCAACAUCAGUCGAGAGGACAACUUCUUUGUGUUGACCUGCAUCGCGGAGAACGUCGUGGGGAUGACUAAUACUUCUGUUCAGCUGUCUGUUCAGUUUCCUCCCACCAUCGUGAAUUUCGGGGAACCUGUGAAAUGGCACGACACGUGUAUGGUGUUCACGGUGCGAGGAUACCCCCUCCCCACGCUGCGCUGGAUCUACAGGGAGGGCGAGAUCACGCAGACUGAGUAUGUGCGCACAGAGAUGGAGGUGUAUCAGGACAACCUGGAGGGCUGCCUAGUGUUCAAGAACCCGACGCACCACAACAAUGGAAACUAUACCCUGGAGGCCCGCAACGCUCUGGGUGUGGCCACCAAGACGGUGUACGCCCACUUCAUGGGGGCGCCAUUUGAGGUAGAUUAUAUAGAAUAUGUGAGUCCGAGUUUGACGCCCACCAUUGCGGUCACGCACCGGCCAGAAGAGGACACCUUUGGGGUUUCGAUCGCAGUGGGACUAGCCGGAUUUGCCUGUGUUCUCCUCCUCGUCAUGUUUGUGCUCAUUAACAAAUAUGGCAGACGCUCCAAGUUCGGCAUGAAAGGUCCUGUAGCAGUUAUCAGUGGUGAGGAAGACUCUGCCAGUCCCCUCCAUCAUGUCAAUCAUGGCAUUAUAACCCCCUGUACCCUGGACGCUGGACCAGAUGCCGUGGUGAUCGGGAUGACUCGUAUACCAGUGAUAGAGAACCCUCAGUACUUCCGGCAUGGACACAACUGCAACAAGCCAUCUACAUACGUGCAGCACAUAAAGAGGAGGGACAUCGUGCUGAAGCGGGAGCUGGGCGAGGGGGCCUUCGGGAAAGUAUUCCUGGCAGAGUGUUAUAACCUCAGCCCCACCAAGGACAAAAUGCUGGUGGCUGUCAAGACUCUGAAGGACCCCACCCUGGCAGCCAGGAAGGACUUCCAGAGAGAGGCGGAGCUCCUGACCAACCUGCAGCACGAACACAUCGUCAAGUUCUACGGCGUGUGUGUGGACGGUGACCCCCUGAUCAUGGUGUUCGAGUACAUGAAGCACGGAGACCUCAACAAGUUCCUCAGAGCUCACGGUCCUGAUGCUAUGAUCCUGGUUGACGGACAGCCACUGCAGACCAAUGGGGAGCUGGGCCUGUCCCAGAUGUUGCACAUAGCCACUCAGAUCGCCGCAGGGAUGGUGUACCUGGCAUCCCAGCACUUCGUACACAGAGACCUGGCAACCCGUAACUGCCUCGUGGGUAACGGCCUACUGGUCAAGAUCGGAGACUUCGGAAUGUCCAGAGACAUCUACAGCACUGACUACUACCGGGUAAGAGUUGGAGGUCACACGAUGUUGCCCAUUCGCUGGAUGCCACCGGAGAGCAUCAUGUACAGGAAGUUCACCACAGAGAGCGACGUAUGGAGCUUCGGAGUCAUCCUCUGGGAAAUCUUCACUUAUGGCAAGCAGCCGUGGUUCCAGCUGGCCAAUAAUGAGGUAAUCGAGUGUAUAACUCAAGGUCGUGUGCUGGAGAGGCCGAGGCUGUGUCCUAAGGAGGUGUAUGACAUCAUGCUGGGCUGCUGGCAGAGAGAACCUCAGCAGAGGCUCAACAUCAAAGACAUCCAGAAAAUUCUCUUUGCCUUGGGAAAAGCCACACCGGUCUACCUGGACAUCCUGGGCUAGAGCGGGUCCGAGCCGGCCCGGCAGUCAGACGGACGGACGCACGUACGGACGGACGGACAGACAGGGACAGACGGACGGACGGACGGACGGACGCGUAAACCCAGGAAUAACCCAAACGACGCGUACCUUACACACCACUGUCAGACACCGGCGGAGUGGGGACGGACUUAAGUGCCUGCUACACCUUUCCAAAUACUGGAUAAGAGUCUUUGAAAAGCACUUUUACAUUUUGUUUACCUGCAUAUACACUUGUACAGUUCUGCUGGAUGAAGACGAGAAGUCUCUUGAGGAGUUUAUUUCUUCUUUUUUUUUUUUGGAGAUUUUUUUCAUAGCAUUCUUCAAAAAUUCACAAAACAACAAAAAAAAAAUCUAAAAAAACAACCGGAAAAGGAUAAAAAAGGAAUAUUUUGUUCCCUUUCAGUUUCCUGACAGCAUCACAGAAGAUUAUAAACAUCUCCCGUGCUUACCCUCUUCUUUUUUUCCCAUUUUAUAACUAUACAUAAAUAUAUAAUAUAUUUUUAUUUAUUUUGCUUUUUUCUGCGGAUGUCUGCCAUGUUUCUUGCUGAGGGUACAUCACCUUUUUGAGAUAACUGCUUACCGUUGCCAACCCGCAGAAGAAAAAAAGCCUUACUGCGUUUGGGGUUGGCUCCAACUCCCCUCUGACCGCAGAGGAGCGUCCAAUAGGGCUUUUAAUUCCUAUUUAAAGGAGCUUUUUAGCCAAUCGAGGAACUUUAUGGAACGACGGAAACACCAAUCAAGAAUCCAAGCAAAGGGAAAGUUUAUUUAAACAACGAAAAAAAUGAAUGUAUAUAAUGUAAAUUUCUGUGUCACAAACUACAGUAUGGUAACUUAUUUCAUUUUCCUCUUUAGAUGAUUUUAGUUCCUUGGCGUGAUGUUACAGUGAGUGGAUUCUAUAAAUAUUUUGAUAAUAUUUUAAUGUUUUUUAUUUUUCCACACACUCAUUGCAAUGUAUGUUGUUUUAUUGAUUUCAAUCCUUUCCAUCUCAUUCUUUACUUUCUUUACUUUUACUUUUGUCUUCUUUUAGGGAUUUGUGAUAAAACAGUGACUUUAAGAGGACUUUGAAAUGAAGGUAGAAAAGCAGUUAGAUCGAGUUUCAUAGCAGAACAAUCGCGCUUCUCCAAAAGAUGCCAUAGUUCCCCUGAAAAAUGCUUCAGAUGUCAUAAUCGCUCGUUUCAUGUUAUAGAUCCUUUAUACACAUUCGUGAAAUUUAUUCGGACGUCAAUAAAUUAAAUAAAACAAAUGUAUAACUGACAUGUUUA